CUGGUCUUCGCAAUGUUCCAUCAGGCUCUCCGUAACUAUGAUGAGGACAAGGAACAUAUGUCCGUCUUUCUUAAAACGUUCAACAAAAUAGACGAUGCAGGGAACAAACAUUUCGUCUACUGCCAGCAACUGACUAACAUAGCUAAUCGGGAGCAAAAUGUUUUGUACAUAUCUUUGGACGAUUUGUCAGAAUUUUCCUCUGAACUAUCGACUGCUGUUGAAGGAAAUGCUGUACGAUAUCAGCGGCUUUUUGCGGAAGUUGUUGAUAAGCUUUUGCCGGAUUUCCGUACAGUGGAGCUUGUUCCCCAUGAUGUUUUGGAUAUUUUCAUUGAUCACAGAAUUCGAAUGGAACAAAGAAUACGCGCCGAAGACAUGGGCACAGCACCCAGACCACUUGGCACACAGAACGCCACCCAGCAGAAUAUCGACAUGGACGAAGUGCGUUCUCGGUUCCCACCAGAGUUGCUCCGGCGAUUUGAGGUUUUCUUUACCGGGAGGCGUGAUGAAAAACCCCUCAGUGUUCGGAGUGUUCUGUCCUCAAGUAUUGGGAAUCUUAUUCAAGUCCGCGGUGUUGUAACUCGGGCAACCGAAGUGAAGCCACUUAUUUCAAUUGCUACUUACACCUGCAAUCGUUGUGGAGCAGAGACAUACCAGGAAAUAACGAACCCUACGUUUAUGCCGUUAACUCUCUGUGGUACAGCUGCCUGCAGAAAUGCGGGGCCCGGUGGAGGAGGGCGGCUUCACCUUCAGACGCGUGGCUCAAAGUUUUUGAAGUUUCAGGAAAUCCGCAUUCAGGAGCUUUCUGAUCAAGUCCCUGUGGGGCAUAUUCCCAGAGGGCUUACAAUUUAUCUACGAGGAGAAAACACCCGGUCCGCCCAACCUGGCGACCACGUUCUCAUAACCGGUGUGUUCUUGCCGAGUAUGCGCGGUGCUGGAUUCUCUGCUGGUGGUCAAGGCGGUAAAACAACAAGUGCUUUGUUUAGUUCUGGCGGUGGGCUGUUGGCCGAAACGUAUUUGGAGGCACAUUCCAUUCAGUUACUGAGCAAAACGGACGAGGUUACCGACACUGGAGAGCCUACAGAAGACGAAGUGGAGCGUUUGCGUGACCCUGAGAUGUAUUCUUUGAUGGCCCAGUCGUUGGCACCCGAGAUUUACGGUCAUGAAGAUGUCAAGAAAGCACUUCUUUUGCUACUUGUUGGUGGCGUGGAACUUGCUCCGAAAGCUGGUCUGCGAAUCCGUGGUAACCUGAACAUCUGUCUGAUGGGCGAUCCCGGUGUCGCCAAGUCACAACUUCUCGGCUUUGUAGAUCGCCUGAGCACCCGUUCGCAGUACACAACGGGUAGAGGGAGCUCUGGUGUCGGUCUCACUGCAUCUGUGAUGAAGGAUCCCCUGACAGGUGAGAUGACUCUCGAAGGAGGUGCUCUCAUUUUGGCUGAUGAGGGUGUCUGCUGUAUUGACGAGUUCGACAAAAUGACUGAAUUCGACCGGACUGCUAUUCAUGAAGUUAUGGAACAGCAGACCAUCAGCAUUGCGAAAGCCGGGAUUCUAACUACAUUGAACGCCCGUGUCGCCAUCUUGGCCGCAGCAAAUCCAGCCUAUGGGCGUUAUAACCCCAAUCGAUCGGUUGAACAAAACAUUGACUUGCCUGCCGCUCUUCUGUCCCGUUUCGACUUGCUGUGGCUAAUUCAGGACAAGCCUGAUCGUGAGCACGAUCUACGUCUGGCACAGCACAUUACACAUGUUCACAUUCAUGGAUCAGCCCCAUCAACGACGGAGUCGAAUUCACAGAAUUUACUGUCUCUGUCUCAACUGAGACGCCUUGUGCAGAUUGCUAAAGCCCAACCUCCUCCGACGGUGCCGAGCCAUUUGGCAGAUUAUCUCGUCGGUGCUUAUGUGGAAAUGCGUAAGGAGGCCAGAGUGAACAAGGAUAUGACCUAUACAAGUGCCCGAACUCUGUUGGCGAUCAUGCGACUGUCUACGGCCCGUGCCCGGCUACGCGCAGCCACGGAGGUUGGCAAAUCCGACAUUGACGAAGCAAUGCGCCUAAUGGAAGCGAGCCGAGCGUCUAUCAAUACUUCUGGUUCGGGUGAUAUGGAUCGCGCUGGUCGUCCUCAAACCUACAAAGAUGCCAUCUAUCACAUUAUUCGGGAGUUGACCUCUGCGGAAGAUGGAACUACACGACUUGCCGAUGUGAUGGAGCGUUGUGCCGCGCGUGGCUACACUCCUGCACAGGUCAACGAGGUUGUGGACGCUUACGAAAAUCUCAAUGUCUGGCAGGUCAAUGUUGGUCGUACUCGCCUCACCGUGGUUGCUUAGAUGUCACACUUAGUCGUUAUUUUUGUGUCCAGAGAUUAUUUUUCCACUCGAGAGAUAUCCACGUGCAUUUAUUGUUAUCCCGUAUAUUUUUGUACUCAACGUCAGUAAAACGAUUUUAC
This is a messenger RNA of Opisthorchis viverrini, 2435 nucleotides long. RefSeq lists its product as hypothetical. Lineage: Eukaryota; Metazoa; Platyhelminthes; Trematoda; Opisthorchiida; Opisthorchiidae. The record is from RefSeq and is a predicted model, not a curated record. Gene Ontology annotation, biological process: DNA strand elongation involved in DNA replication; DNA replication initiation; DNA replication. Gene Ontology annotation, molecular function: single-stranded DNA binding; ATP binding; single-stranded DNA helicase activity. The transcript is spliced from 13 exons. Bases 13 to 2316 code for a protein of 767 amino acids. Gene Ontology annotation, cellular component: nucleus; MCM complex.